Poecile atricapillus (Black-capped chickadee) is the source of this 2151-nucleotide messenger RNA. It is a transcript of the gene XRCC1, whose product is annotated as X-ray repair cross complementing 1. Gene Ontology annotation, molecular function: damaged DNA binding. NCBI's taxonomy places the organism in Eukaryota, Metazoa, Chordata, Aves, Passeriformes, Paridae. The transcript is spliced from 14 exons. Gene Ontology annotation, biological process: base-excision repair; single strand break repair. Gene Ontology annotation, cellular component: nucleus. The coding region runs from base 144 to 1673 and encodes 509 amino acids. The record is from RefSeq and is a predicted model, not a curated record.
ACCGAUUUACCACAGAGCCCGGAGGACCGGUGGGCUAGAGCGCCUCCCGCGCACCGCAAAAAAUCCCAUUGGAGAACCAUCGAGUUGCGGGCGGGGAUUGGCAGAGCGCCUCCCUGGGCCGCUCUGAGGGAGGUUUCCGGUGCAUGGCGGCGAUGCCGGAGAUCCCGUUCAGCCGGGUGGUCUCCGUCAGCAGCGCCGACCCGCGUUUCCCGGCCGAGAAUCUGCUGCGGCCCGAUGAUGGCGGGCGCUGGAGGGGGGCGGCGGCGGGGGAGAAGCAGCUGAGCGUGGUGCUGGAGCUGGCCGAGCCCCGCCCCAUCCAUUCCCUUCACAUCGGGAACGACGGCGCCGCCUUCGUGGAGGUUCUGCUGGGAUCCUCUGCGGGGGGAGACUUCCAGGUGUUGCUCCCCAGCGCCGCGCUGAUGUCACCUGCCGAGAGCCGCGCGGGGGCGGAGCUUCGCCGCGUCCGUCUCUUCGGCCCCGAGGUUCUGCUGCAAAACCCGGCCCGGAGCGGGCGGGACCGGCUCAAGGUGGUGCUGAGCCAGCCCUACAGCCAGAGCCGUCCCUUCGGGCUGUCGUUCAUCCGAGUGUUCGCCGAGGGGGAGGGGACGCAGCCGGGGGGGGCGCGUCGCCGCCUGGGUCCGUUCACGCUGCGCGAGGAGGGGGAGGGGAGCCCCCCCCGCCGCCCCCCGGCGCCCUCUUCUACCAGCGCCCCUCCCCCACCCCAGCCCCUCCCCCCCAGGACCCCUCCCCCGGGCCCAGCUACGCCGCGGCCGCGCUCGGCGCGAGUGACGUCACACAGGCCCCCCCCCAAACGCCGCCCCCCUCCCCCCAAGCCCUCCCCCCCCGUCUCGGGCCCCCUCCCCAAUUCGGGGGGUCCCGUUUUGGGGGGGGUGGUGCUGGCCCUGAGCGGUUUCCAGAACCCUCUGCGGGCUCAGCUGCGCUCGGCGGCCGCGGGGCUGGGGGCUCGCUACCGGCCCGACUGGAGCCCGGACUGCACGCACCUGGUGUGUGCGUUCGCCAGGACGCCGAAGGCGGCGCGAGCCCGGAGCUCCGGGGGGGUCGUGGUGGGGCCGGAGUGGAUUUGGGAAUGUCAGAGGAGGGGGAGGAGAGUGGAGUGCGACAGGUACCUCCUGGACGGCUCCGCCUCCUCCAGCAGCGAGGGGGAGGAGCCUGAGGCUGCCCCGCCCCCUCCUCGCCCCUCCCCCAAGGUGAAAAAGGGGGCGGGGCCUCCCCCAAAGGCCACAGCCCCCGCGCCGGCCACGCCCCCUGCGUCAGGUGACAACAGCGGCCAAUCAGAGGAGUCCGACCCCUACGGCGGCUCCACCGAGGAGAACAGCGAGGAGGAUGAGGAGGGGGAGGGGGAGGGGGAGCCCAUCCCCCCCCUGCCAGAUUUUUUCCAGGGUAAAAUUUUCUUCUUCCACGGAGAAUUCCCGGCGGGGGAGGAGCGGAAACUGCGGAGAUACGCGGUGGCGUUCGGGGGCACGCUGCGGCCGUACAUGGACGAGUCGGUGACGCACGUGGUGACGUCACAGGAGUGGGACCCCGCCUUCGAGGAGGCUCUGGAGCUCCGCCCCUCUCUGACCUUCGUGCGUCCCCAUUGGCUGCUGCUCUGCGGGGAGCGACAGCGCCCCCUGCCGGCCCAGCCCUACGCCGUGGCGCGACGUCAUCAGUGACGUCAUCAGUGACGUCAUCAGUGACGUCAUCAUCAGCGACAGCGCCCCCUGCCGGCCCAGCCCUACGCCGUGGCGCGACGUCAUCAGUGACGUCAUCAGUGACAUCAUCAGUGACAUCACAGAGCGACAGCGCCCCCUGCCGGCCCAGCCCUUCGCCGUGGCGCGACGUCAUCAGUGACGUCAUCAAUGACAUCAUCAGUGACGUCAUCAGCGACAGCGCCCCCUGCCGGCCCAGCCCUUCGCCGUGGCGCGGCGUCAUCAGUGACGUCAUCAAUGACAUCAUCAAUGACAUCACCACAGCGCCCCCUGCCGGCCCAGCCCUUCGCCGUGGCGCGACGUCAUCAGUGACGUCAUCGGUGACAUCAUCAGUGACAUCAUCAGUGACAUCAUCAGUGACGUCAUCAGCGACAGCGCCCCCUGCCGGCCCAGCCCUUCGCCGUGGCGCGACGUCAUCAGUGAUGUCAUCGGUGACGUCAUC